Molecule: messenger RNA, 375 nt
Organism: Olea europaea var. sylvestris
Lineage: Eukaryota; Viridiplantae; Streptophyta; Magnoliopsida; Lamiales; Oleaceae
Exons: 1
Coding region: 1-375 (124 amino acids)
Source: RefSeq, a predicted model, not a curated record
AUGGACCUUGAAAAGGCUGGAGAAACAAGAACAAUACAGCUACAUGAAUUGGAGGAAUUCAGAAGAGAAGCAUACGAGAAUGCAUCCAUCUACAAGGAAAGGACUAAGCAAUGGCAUGACAAGAACAUUAGCCUAAGAUUUUUCAAAGUGGGAGAUCAAGUAUUUUUAUACAAUUCUAGACUUAAACUAUUUCCAGGAAAGUUGAAAUCUAGAUGGCUAGGCCCUUUCAUUGUCUCUCAAGUGUUUCCCUACGGCAUAGUUGAACUACACCAUCCAACAAAAGGAAACUUCAAAGUAAAUGGCCAACGUAUCAAGCACAACGUAGAAGAUUUUCCCACCGCUAAAGAGAGCCUUGACCUAGCUUUACCAGAAUGA